Trichosurus vulpecula (common brushtail) is the source of this 1428-nucleotide messenger RNA. RefSeq names its product transmembrane protein 186 (gene TMEM186). The coding region runs from base 1 to 744 and encodes 247 amino acids. NCBI's taxonomy places the organism in Eukaryota, Metazoa, Chordata, Mammalia, Diprotodontia, Phalangeridae. The transcript is spliced from 3 exons. The record is from RefSeq and is a predicted model, not a curated record. Gene Ontology annotation, cellular component: mitochondrion.
AUGACGCGCGGAACUACAACUCCCAGAAUGCAACGGGUCGAGACACGCACGCCCGGGAGCCAAGUAGUUCCGGAGGACGGAGCAGGUUCGCUUCCGGAAACAGGCGGCGGUACCAUGGUUACCAUCUUCAAAGCUGGUUUCCCAAUCCGUUGGGUGGUGAUGUUGCAAUGUCGGCCUUGGUUUUGCAAGAUGCAAAUUCCCAGUUUGUACGUGGGAAGGCCUGUCUCCACAACCCCUGAUAAACCAUCAGCCAUGGAGACUGAAAAAUUCCAGAUGAUUUAUCGGUUUCCUGGCAUCAGAUUCUGUGGGUCACUGUCCCGGGUAAAGAUUCUGCAGACAGGGAUUACUGUGGUAAUAUUGCCACUUAGCUAUUAUUGGUACAUCCAGGGCCUCAUUCCCCUGGACUCCUUAUAUUUCACAGGGGGCAUUGCUAACGUUGCCUUAGCCAUGUUGUACUGGAUUAGUCAUUUCUUUCGUCGGCUUGUUGGGAUCCUUUAUAUGAAUGAGGCUGGCACUGUGUUGCGGGUGGCACACCUGACCUUCUGGGGCCGACGUCAAGACACAUAUUGCCCAGUGGCCAACAUAAUUCCUGUAUCUGAGACCAGUGAACAUCCCUUUGAUGUGUUCUUGAAGAUCCAACAGUAUGAUGGUGAUCAGACCUUCUACUUAACACUGCGUUUUGGACACAUCCUGGAUAGGAAACGCUUUGCACAGGUGUUUGGGAAUCUUGAUGGAAAACACUGAUGGUUUGGAAGAAAAAACCCCUGGACUUUAGGGGAGUGUGCUUUCACUGGAGCUUUGGAUGGUAGCCUCGAGUGUGCCUGUACUGUACCUGUGCCAAGGAUUUCUCCCAGGGCUUAAACUAGAGAGGGAAGUUAAGAGGCAAGAAACUUUGAGUGUCUGGUGGCAGGCACUUGUCAUUCAAUGUCAAGAGAUAAGUGAACUAAAAGCAGACCUAAGUUUCUGGUAAAACAAGUUGCUGAACAGGCUUUGAAAAGAGAGUACCCAGUGGAACUGUGAAACUGCUUUUAGUGCUGCUGUGCCAAUUGGUCUUCCACUUGCAUAUUUUUUCUGGAAAAAGGCAGUUUGAUUUUCUGGAGAGAAAAUUGUCAGGACCCAGUGGAUCCUUGUUCUGCUGCUGACUGAUUAUAAUGGCCAUGAUGGCCUGUGAAUGACAUUCAGUCUAUCAAAAAGAAAGUAUUACUUUGCUGAUAUUUAGUAGGUGCUUGAGGAAGGCAUGACUAGGAUAAAACAUGGCUAUUUCAUUCCCCUCAGAAAGGAAGCUUUGUGCACUCCUCGGAAACAGGAUGGAAAUCAGAGGUUAGCAUAACGUCACAAUUGUGAGUUUUUUAACCUUUCAGAGAUCUAAAUAUCUUACACUGUUAACAUUACAGUUUAAUAAAAAAAAGUUUUGGAGGUUGAAUGGUU